AUGGGAGGGACUACUGGAAAGGGGGAAUUGGAAGAAGGAGGGGCCGGGGAGGCGGCACUGGUGCUGUUGCUCCAGUCUCUUUCCCUGUCUUUGUCUCAUACUCUUUUGUUAGCCAUGCCUAGCCUGCUGGUUCUAGCAGGGAUCAUGGAGAAAAAUGGGGGCUACGGCGGUGAUCUAGCCGGCUCCGGCUUCGGAAGUGAAGGGCUUCUCGUGCCGCCCGACGACGACGAAGAUGACUCCCGUGCUUUGAGAGUCGCGCUGGGCCAGUUGUCUCUGCUGGGUCUAGGGGAGACCGAGGACGGCGGUGGGGCUCCUGCAUCAGGAACACAAGACCGGAGUAACAACAACAAUAACCACCACAACAACCACAUCAACAGCGUUGGAGGAGGUGGCGGUGACACUGGGCUUUUGCAAGGAAAAAACAAGUUGUGUGCCUUGUAUGACGGCUCUUCUGCUGAAACUAAAGGACGCGGCAGUAAUAUAACCGAAUGCGUCCCUGUCCCCAGUUCUGAACAUGUGGCCGAAAUAGUGGGGAGACAAGGUUGCAAGAUCAAAGCCCUGCGCGCCAAGACCAACACCUACAUCAAGACCCCGGUGCGUGGGGAGGAGCCCGUCUUCCUCAUCACGGGCCGUAAAGAAGACGUGGCGUUGGCCCGCCGCGAGAUCAUCUCCGCUGCUGAGCACUUCUCCAUGCUCCGGGCCUCGCGCAACAAGCUGGGCGUGUCCUUCAGCGCUUCCCCGCCCACACCCCUGCCUGGCCAGACCACCAUCCAGGUCCGGGUGCCGUACCGCGUGGUGGGGCUGGUUGUGGGGCCCAAGGGCUCCACCAUCAAGCGCAUCCAGCAGCAGACCUGCACCUACAUCGUCACACCGAGCCGCGACCGUGACCCUGUCUUCGAGAUCACCGGCUCGCCCGGAAACGCCGAGCGGGCCCGCGAGGAGAUCGAGGCUCACAUCGCCUUCCGCACGGGGGGCCUGCACGACCUCAACAAUGAGAACGACUGCCUGGGGCCUGACGGCAGCGGAGGUAACGGCGGCCUGGAGAGCAGGCUGCAGCAGGUGUGGGGCCCAGGAGGGGGCCAGCGCAAGCCUCUCACCAGCAGCUACCGCCAGAACUUUCCGGACGCACUCGGGAAUGGGGGAGGCGGGGGCAUGUAUGGCAAGAGCGACUUUGCCAACCCCGGCGAGAAGCCGUGUCCGUUUUUCGCCUCGGAGGAAGCCCAGUGUUGGGGAGACCCCGACUACCCCAAGCAGGUGGCGUACUACGCCCAGCAGCGCUCCAAAAGCUUUGGCGGCCUGCCUCUGCCCUUAACCAGGCUCUCACCAAGCCUCCCCGAGUCCUGUGGGGGGCUGUCCCACGCCCAGGCACGCCGCGCCCACAGCGAGCCCAUCUCGGCGAGCCCCGCCUUCUCCGGCCGCCUCCCCGUGCCAGACUCGCCGCCCGCCACGGCCCGGGACUGCAUGACCUGCUUCGAGAGCAAGGUGACGGCUGCACUGGUGCCCUGCGGCCACAACCUCUUCUGCAUGGAAUGCGCCAUCCGCAUCUGCGAGCUCAGCCACCCGGAGUGCCCCGUCUGCCACGCCCUGGUCACGCAGGCCAUCCGGAUAUUUUCCUAAAGCGCGUCUUUUUUGCAUCAUGCUUUUUAAUCAUCCUUUUUAUCGAUGUGUUUUUCUAUGGUUAUUAUAAUUAAGUAUGAUUUUAUUCCAGAAAAUAUAAAAUUGAGCAAGCAGAUAUUUUAGCAAGGCACUGCUUGGUUUACAAAAAGUAUAUGAAAUACAUUUUUUAAAUAUAUAUUUUAUAAAAUUUUGUUUAUAACAAAACAAUAGUACUUAGCAUUUCUUGUAGGUUUUUUUAUCUUUUGUUUGUUUUUUUUGUUUCGUUUUUGGUGCUGCUGAUUUUCGUUCAGACAUUAUUGGGGAAGAGAAUGUGAAAUUUGUAACUUUUUUUGUUUGCUUUUGUUUUGUUAUGAAGUGGCUCUAAAAGGCGCAGUGGGGGCCGUAGGUGCAGAGUGGCAGCUUCUUGGGUGAUACGCCUCAGCCCCGCGUCAGAAAAGCAGGCGGGUUGGCGGGUUUUGUUCUACGGAGAACGGCAACUGUCAGGGGCAAAUGGCUGACAGCCUUGUCAGUUUGCAAUUAGAGGAAAUUAUAAGCUCUAGGCUUACUGAGGCUCGUUAACACAGUGAUGUGUCUUUCCCUGGUGUUGAGUAGGUAUUUGGUUUAUGACAAAUAACUUCCAAGAGGGUCCAAAUGGUGUGUUUUUCAGUGACCUUUCCAAUGUUUUUUUUUUGUUACACAACUGACA
Molecule: messenger RNA, 2302 nt
Organism: Brienomyrus brachyistius
Lineage: Eukaryota; Metazoa; Chordata; Actinopteri; Osteoglossiformes; Mormyridae
Product: RNA-binding protein MEX3A-like
Exons: 2
Coding region: 1-1617 (538 amino acids)
Molecular function (GO): RNA binding
Source: RefSeq, a predicted model, not a curated record